GAAACUACCUCAUCAUUGUUAUCAUUCCGCUCGCGCUCCUUCCCCUGCCGCUCGUCAUCCCUACAUCGGUUAAUGUUGGGCUUCAUGAUCGUCUCGUCCUUCCUGUCCAUGUGGAUCAGCAACUCGGCCACCACCGCCAUGAUGCUGCCCAUUGCCCAGGCCGUGCUGCAGCAGCUGAAGUCCACAGAGGCUCGGGCGGACGAGCGAGAUUUCGAGGCUGCGGCCGAGGACAACGACGCGUUUGAGAUGGAGAUCACACAAACUCAAGAGGAAAAGACGGACGAGAAACAGCCAGACACCAAGGUUCAGCUGGAGGACGCAGAGCAGUCACUGCUGGACGCCAAGAAAAAAGCAAUGGAGUUAAAGUACCAGCUCCUGACCAAAGGGAUGAGUCUGAGUGUGUGUUACGCCGCCAGCAUCGGAGGCACGGCCACGCUCACCGGUACGACCCCGAACAUCAUCCUUAAGGGUCAAAUCGACAAGCUCUUCCCUGGGAACAAUGAUGUCAUCAACUUUGCCAGCUGGUUCAGCUUCGCUUUCCCCAAUGCGAUGCUCAUGCUGGUGUUGGCCUUUCUCUGGCUUCAGUUUAUGUUCCUCGGCUUCAACAUGAAGCAGUCAUUCGGCUGUGGCCACAAAAGCGACAGAGAUAAGGAGGCGUACGCAGUGAUUAAGCAGGAGUACAGUAAGCUGGGGAGCGCUCCGUUUGCUGAGCGGGCAGUGCUCACCAUCUUCCUCCUGCUGAUAGUCCUGUGGUUCACCAGGGAGCCGGGCUUCUUCGACGGCUGGGCGACUGUGCUCUUCAAUAAGGGGGGGCCGUUUGUGUCCGAUGGAACCGUCGCUAUCUUCAUGUCGAUGCUGUUCUUCGUCGUCCCCUCCCAGAUGCCCAAGUGUGGAGGCUACGGCCCCGAUGAAGAAGGUAAAAUGGUGAACGCUCCCUCCACGCUGCUCAACUGGCAGGUGGUCCACGAGCAGAUGCCCUGGCACAUCAUCCUGCUGCUGGGAGUGUAUUAUCUAUACAGUAAAUGGCCCAUAGAGUCCGGUCUGUCCAAGUGGCUGGGAGACAGCUUGGCCCCCCUGCAGCGGAUCCCCCCCGUCGGCAUAUCGUUGCUGCUCUGCAUGCUGGUGGCGACGUUCACCGAGUGCUCCAGCAACACGGCCACCACCAACCUGUUCCUGCCCAUCCUGGCCUCAAUGGCCCUCGCCAUCAAGAUACACCCGCUGUACGUGAUGAUCCCCUGCACCAUUGCUGCCUCUCUGGCCUUCAUGCUGCCUGUGGCCACACCCCCGAACGCCAUCGCCUUUUCUUUUGGAAAACUCAAAGUCAUGGACAUGGUGAAAACUGGCUUCGUGCUGAACGUCAUUGGGAUUCUGACAGUUAAUUUAGGCAUCAACACCUGGGGAUACGCCAUAUUUGACUUGGGCACCAUACCUCAUUGGGUCAACGUUACAAACGACAAACCUUGAGUCAGGAAGGACGGAAAGAGAGAGACAUGGAGAACGGGAGUGACACGGAAUUGUUUUUUUAAUGGCAUGAGUUUAUUUAACUUAUUACUUAUUACUAAUCUUUUGUGGUUAGUCUUUUUUUCAUUGUCGCUCUUUUUUUUUAUCAGUUUAUUUGGUGCAUGAACAAGGAUUUACUUUACAUUUCUUAAAUCUUAAAUGUUUAAUUACGCUGAUUGUAAAGCACUUUGACAUAUUGGAAAGCCCUUUGAGGCAAAUAUGUAAUUUUUGAUAUUGGGCUAGACAAAAUAAACUGAAUUGAAAAUGAAUUGAAUAGAUUAAUCGAAGUGAAAGCUAUUUAAGUUAUAGUUUGACAUUUUGUGAAAUAAGCCUAUAUUUUCACGCAGAGAGAAUGCCGAUGCCACUCUCAGAAGUGAACGCUAAAUGUGAAACUACAGCUAUCAUAAAGACUUGA
Pseudoliparis swirei is the source of this 1915-nucleotide messenger RNA. RefSeq names its product solute carrier family 13 member 2-like. Lineage: Eukaryota; Metazoa; Chordata; Actinopteri; Perciformes; Liparidae. The record is from RefSeq and is a predicted model, not a curated record. Gene Ontology annotation, cellular component: membrane. Bases 73 to 1464 code for a protein of 463 amino acids. The transcript has 10 exons. Gene Ontology annotation, biological process: monoatomic anion transmembrane transport. Gene Ontology annotation, molecular function: transmembrane transporter activity.